AUGUCUGCCGAACUGAAACAGCAAGCCUCAUACGAAGCCACCUUCGCCCAUAACUUCUGGAAGCAAAUAUCUUCUCGCGUGCCGGAGAUUUCCACUCGCACUGAGCUCUCCGGGAAGACUGUAUUGGUGACGGGGGCCAACGUUGGUCUGGGUUUCGAGAGCGUCCGCAACUUCUUGAGAUUACGGCCAAGCUUGGUCGUCAUGGGCGUACGCUCGGUGAAUAAGGGCGAGGAGGCCGCAGCCAGACUCCGUCAGGAGUUCCCAGACGCCCGGAUUGACGUGUGGGAGCUUGAUAUGGAGUCCUUCCGCUCGGUGCAAGCCUUUGCUGCGCGGGCAGAGCGCGAGCUUGAGCGAAUCCACGUCGCCGUGCUCAAUGCGGGCCUGGGAAGGCUCAGGUUCGAGCGCGUCGAGGAGGGCCUUUGCCAUGAAGUCACGAUUCAGGUCAACUAUCUUGCUACCGCGCUGCUCUCCUUCCUUCUCUUGCCCAAGCUGAGACCCGCGACCUCAUCGUCUGAGCCGGGCCGUCUGACCAUCGUCAAUUCCGGGGCUAGCCUUGGCCUCGGCUUGGAACACCCGGGCGAGGGAAGCAUCCUGGAGUCCUUGGAUCGGCCCGAAAAGUUCGAUGGCUUUGGUCAAUAUGGCCUGUCAAAAUUGCUAGUCAUGAUGUUUGUGGCGAAGUUGGCUCAAACAAUCAACCCCAAAGAAGUCAUCGUCAACUGCACCGAUCCUGGCGCUACAAAAGGGACAGCAUUCUUCCGCAGUGUUGAUUCAAAAGUCAUGAGCAUCGUACUAUGCGCCUUUGUGGAACUCAUAGGUCGUCAGCCUGCAGAUGCGUCUCGCAUAUACUUGCACUCGUCUCUCGUGUUGGGUGAGGAGAGCCAUGGGUCAUGGACUGAUUGGAUCAUCAGAGCGUGGCCAAAGACCAUGUACACGGAUCAGGGUCAACAAAUGGGCGAGAGGCUCUGGAACGAGACACUUGAGGAGCUCAAGUUUGCUAGCGUGAAAGAAAAGCUCUAG
Molecule: messenger RNA, 1017 nt
Organism: Parastagonospora nodorum SN15
Lineage: Eukaryota; Fungi; Ascomycota; Dothideomycetes; Pleosporales; Phaeosphaeriaceae
Exons: 2
Coding region: 1-1017 (338 amino acids)
Source: RefSeq, a predicted model, not a curated record